CAACUCCGAAGACCUUCUACAUCACGACCCUCGGCCGAAUCUGCUUCCACCACGCAAGUCGAUCAGUUGCGAAAAUGGAUUCCUCGAAGGCUCCCGUCAAGCUCGUCAAGGUCACCCGAGUCCUCGGCAGAACCGGUUCUCGUGGUGGUGUCACCCAGGUGCGCGUCGAAUUCAUGGACGACACCACUCGCUCGAUUAUCAGAAACGUCAAGGGCCCUGUUCGUGAGGACGACAUCCUGGUUCUUCUAGAAUCCGAGCGUGAGGCCCGCCGCCUUAGAUAAAGUACGGAAGCUUUGGGGGUUUGGUGAUUCUGGGGAAGUGGCAACAGCAUUACGCUACCUUGUCGGCCCAACAGGCCGGACCGUCGCCAUGAGCUUCGGUGAAGGUUGGGUGGGAAUGUCUAGGUUGGGCGUUCGGUAGAACGGUAUCACGAUUUAUUGCUCUCCAGAAAUUCUACGCGGCGCUGAGGCUACUCGAUAUCCUGCGGAUACCGUCGUGCUGCGACUGGGGCUUGGGCGUCGAAGGACAAAAACUUGCUGCGAUUUUCUUCAUGAAGAUUCCCAUCAGAACUGCCGGACUCCGUGGUGUCGUUCCUUCAACUUGGACUAUACUCGGUAUUUACGUAUCCGCUUCAAACCGGAUAUAUGCAGCAUAGGUACUUGAAAACCGGAGA
Chaetomium strumarium is the source of this 673-nucleotide messenger RNA. Its product is annotated as ribosomal protein S28e. Gene Ontology annotation, molecular function: structural constituent of ribosome. The transcript has 3 exons. The record is from RefSeq and is a predicted model, not a curated record. The coding region runs from base 75 to 281 and encodes 68 amino acids. Gene Ontology annotation, biological process: ribosomal small subunit assembly; translation; maturation of SSU-rRNA. Lineage: Eukaryota; Fungi; Ascomycota; Sordariomycetes; Sordariales; Chaetomiaceae. Gene Ontology annotation, cellular component: cytosolic small ribosomal subunit; ribosome.